Messenger RNA from Naegleria lovaniensis, 1860 nucleotides. RefSeq lists its product as uncharacterized. Gene Ontology annotation, biological process: mannosyl-inositol phosphorylceramide biosynthetic process. NCBI's taxonomy places the organism in Eukaryota, Heterolobosea, Eutetramitea, Acrasida, Naegleriidae. Gene Ontology annotation, molecular function: mannosyltransferase activity. The transcript has 2 exons. The record is from RefSeq and is a predicted model, not a curated record. Bases 1 to 1860 code for a protein of 619 amino acids.
AUGUCUCCCUCGUUUGACAAGCAAAAAGUGUCAUCAUCUUUGCCCUCGUUAUCUAUAUCCUCCUCCGAUGCAUCAUCAACAAGGAAUUCUACAGGCAUUUCCAUACGAGAAACAUGCUGUUGUUGUUGUAAUACAAAAUAUAGAUCCGUCUUUAUAUUUUCCUUUUUUGCAACGGUCUUAUUGAUUGUUGCAUUAUGGAUUGUCCCCGUGUUGAGAUUGGUACGAUGGAACUCUAAUUUAUUUUCUCAAACUGGACUUCGAUUUGUUGAAGACCAAUUUAACAUGAUGAUCAAAUCUCCAUCAGAAUAUGAUUUACAAGCAAAAGUCAAUGUCAUUUUACAAGCAGAAAAAGAAACAGGAAUACAUGUGAUUCACGAGUAUGGAAUUGCAAAAUUUUCUGACGAUUUGACGCAAAUUUUGAAAUUAUUUCAUGAAUUGAAAAUGAAACAGGAACGAGUCCGAGCGAGCAAUGCUAAAUUAUUUAGUGAGACAUUUAGACAAAAUUACGAAAAAUUAAUUCAAAUUUAUUCGAAUGUUUUGAUUCGUUCACAGUCAGUGCCAAGAGUGAUUCAUCAAACGUUCAAGACAAGUAAUAUUUCACAAUUGCCUAAUCAUUGGAAACUCUCACCUGAGCAGUGGCAGUUUAAAAAUGUUGUUGCCAACUCAUUUAUUGAAAAUUCCAUGACAUUGAGUGACAACUUCAAGUUUGAUUAUUCUUACAAAUUGUGGUCAGACACUGACAUGGAAGAAUAUUUACAAACUCAAGAUUGGAAAUCUGUCUCUGAAUUCAAUAAGAAUUAUUAUGAGUAUUUUUUCAAGAGCCUGCCACAAAAGAUUCAAAAAAUUGAUAUCAUCAGAUAUUGCUGGUUAUCACGAAUUGGAGGUGUCUACAGCGAUUUAGAUAUUCGACCACAGAGAAAUAUCGAACCCAUUCUUCGAUAUAUGGAGUUGUAUCAUGUCACUGAAGGGUUUUUCCUUCGAAAGUCAUACUUGCUUGAGAAAAUGAAGACCUUCCUGAAUCAAUUAGAAAGCGCUUUACAAAAAUCUCAAGUUGUACCAUCAUCAGAAGGCGAUUCUAGCACAGGUUUAGAAUCAUCUCUUCAAGAAAUUACUAGGGAUGUAUUGGAAAUUGUGAAUUCCCCAACAAGAUUUUCAGCGAUUGUUCCAAAAACUUAUCCAUUUGGCUUUUCGAAUGAUUUUCUUAUUGGUGUGAAAGAUUCUGAAUUUUUCCAGUUUGUAACAAUGAGAGCAAAAUUUGAAACUUUUCGAUGGAAAAUAUUAAGUUAUAUUCCUUUUGCAAGAUACGCCAACGUCAUGCUUACUGGUGGUCCCAUGUUUUUAACAGAUUGUGUUCGCCAAUUCACAGCUCAGAAACUAGCUCAAGCCCAGGAGAAUGGUUUUAGAUUUUCCAAUACUGUUGCUUUGCUGGAUUUGGGGUUAUAUGGUGCUAAUGAACGCUCUUAUUUGGUGCAUUCUGAUGGAAAUUCUUGGCAUACAUGGGAAGCUAAAAUUAUUAUUGAUACUUGGAGAAAAUUGAAUGGUAGUCAAUGGUUGAGAAAUGCUCUAUUCGUGACCGUGGGAGGAAUUACUCUAUUGGUUCUUAUUUACAUGUUUAGGAGAUUGCUCAAGAAAAAGGGAAUGCCUUUAUUCUGUAUGCGAAGAAAUGGCAAUGUUUCCUCACAUCAAGCAGCCUCAGAGAUGAUGUCAUUUGUGAAAAAGGAGAAUGACGUCCUUAAAAACGAUGAGGAGAGCUCGAUUGGCAUUACCAUUUUAUCUAGCCAUAGUAAGACAGACUCUGCGUCAUCACAGAACGAUGUGUCCGUCUCAACAGGAGAAACCGUGAAGAGACGCAAGAAUUAA